ACAACCAAGAUGGCGGAGGAAGAAGACGGCGGAGGCGAUGAGAACCGGCAGCUGCUGCCGGUGUCGGAUGAUGAAGAUGAAUUUGCUGAGAUGGAAGUUGAAGACCAUGACAGUGAAGAGACUGAAAAACCAAAUGCCAUCAACUUUGAUCCAAGUUUACCAACUGCACACUCUUACUUAGGAACUGAAAUGGAGGAGUUUCACGGCCGGACAGUGCAUGAUGAAGACAGUUGUCCGACUUUUCCAGUUCUUCCUCAUAUUGCGGUGAUUCUAAUUCCUGGGCAGACUUUACCAUUGCAGCUAUUUCGCCCUCAGGAAGUAUCCAUGAUGCGAAACCUGAUUCAAAAAGACAGGACCUUUGGUGUUCUUGCCUACAGUGAUCCUUCAGACAGAGCUCCAGAGUUUGGGACGACAGCAGAGAUUUAUGAAUAUAGGGAGGAACAAGAAUAUGGCAUUGAAACUGUAAAAGUGAAAGCCGUUGGCCGUCAGAGAUUUAAAGUUCUUGAAACAAGAACUCAAACUGAUGGAAUUCGGGUGGCCAAGGUUCAGAUCCUGCCGGAAUGGGUCCUUCCCUCAAGUGUAUCAGGAGUGCAGCUUAAUUCACUGAACAAACUUCAUAUGUUUGUUUCAAAUAAGCCUCCUGCAUGCCGGUUAAAACAAAACCAGAGAUGGUGGCAGAAAUAUCAGAAGAGAAAGUUCCAUUGUGCAAAUCUAACCUGGUGGCCUCCAUGGGUGUAUUCUUUGUAUGAUGCAGAAAUAUUAAUGGAAAGAAUGAAAGUCCAGCUUCGUGAGUGGGAUGAAAAUCUCAAGGAUGAUUCGCUUCCUUCAAAUCCUGUGGAUUUUUCUUACAGAGUUGCUGCUUGUUUACCUAUUGAUGAUGGUUUAAGAAUUGAGCUUUUAAAAAUCGGCAGCGCUAUUCAGCGGCUGCGUUGUGAAUUGGAUCUGAUGGACAAAUGUACGUCUCUUUGUUGUAAAAGGUGUUAUCACACAGAAAUAACCACCAAAAAUGAUAUUUUCAGUUUGUCCUUGUAUGGACCCAUGGCUGCCUAUGUGAAUCCUCAUGGUUAUGUACAUGAAACCCUCACCGUAUAUAAAGCUAACAACCUGAACUUAAUUGGUCGACCAUCAACUCAGCAUAGCUGGUUCCCUGGGUUUGCAUGGACUAUAGCCCAGUGCCGCACCUGUGGUAGUCAUAUGGGCUGGAAAUUUACAGCAACUAAGAAAGAUAUGUUGCCGCAGAAGUUUUGGGGAUUAACACGGUCAGCUUUGCAACCCAGAAUUCCAGAAUUGGAUGAUGAAAAUCAGCAGGAAGGAUGCUGGCGACCAUGUCUUUAAUACAGACACACACACACACACACACACUUGUGUAUGUGUCUAUAUAAAUAUAUGAAUGAAAGUGAAUAGCACUGUAGUUACUUGUGCCAAGAGAUGAAAUCUCUUUCUGCUAAAUAAGUUAUUCAAUCAAAUAACCAACUCUAAGCGGCAGACACAACUUUUAUCUGUUGAAUCUGAUGAUUUUGAACUUAAUCAUUCAGGUUUUAAAUUCAAAGAGCUGACAAAGCACUAUUUGAAAUAUGCUUGCACAUUGUUCUCAUUAAGUAAAAAAAAAUGCAAUACUGUUGUAGGCCAUCUUCCAGAUCAGGUGCAAUGAUUUAAUAAAUGUCAACUUUUUGAAUUAACAUAAUGGCCUUGCAAUCUGGAUAUUAUGUAUUCUUAGUUAGGGUGGUGAAAUUUUCAAAAAUGGACUGUGGAAGAUUAGGUGUCUCAUUUAGGGCUGUUCUUAACCAUUACCUUUCUUUCUCUUUCAGAUUUAAACCAUCUUUUUUUUUAAAUGGAUUAGUAUUUCACAUUUCUAGUUUGAGCAUUUGAUCUUGAUUGAAAGUUUUGGGUUAUUUAUUGAGAGAUUGUUUGGAAGAGUACUUUAGAUGACUAUGACUUAUCCUCAUGUAAAUAACCAUCUUCCAGUCUGAGUCAAUUGACUUCUUGACAAUUUCAAGAGUUCAGUUGCGUUUCCAAGAUUGGAUAUGGAAUAUAGCUGUUGCAUUGCCUUUCACCUCCCACUUCCUUUCUGAAAGCAAAUGUAUCCCAAUAGUCAGUUUUACAAAUUUGAACUCCUAGUAAGGAGUGCCUGGUGUGAACGUCUCAAAUUUGGAUGCAAGGUUCCUUCUGAUUUUCCUUCCUUUCAUUUGUGGGGCUUCCUCACACAGAUUCCAGAUAUAUACACCCAAUGCAUAUGUUCCUUUGUCAGAAGUAAUUGGAUAAAAUCAACCCCAUUAGUUAAGUGACUAACUUUGAAAACAAGAUAAUGUUAGCAAUCCAAAUAGGAGGGCAUUGUAUUUCAAUUUUACAUAAAUGUUAAUGAAUAGCAGUUUUCUGCGUGAUCUUCCAGUGUUUACGAUGCUCCUGACUUCCACAAUUUUAUAUUUAAAGAAUUUAUGUUUUGUAACAUUAAAAUGCUAAGCAGUCCAAUUAUGUUUUGCUAAUCAUUUUGCAUUAAUCUGGGAGCUGACUUCUAACAAGCUUAUUGUAGCAACUUAAUGCUUCAUUUAUAAUUUUGUUCAAUAGAUCUGCAGUUAUUCGUCUGCUGAGCCUGUUGCAAAAAUUGUCAUCUGCUGAAAACAUUUCAGACUAGCAAGUGUAAUAUAAAGUGUUAGAGCAGAAUUUGAUUAAAUGCAAUGGUGAUGUGGUCAACUUGUUAAUAAGGCACUACAGUGCUGUUCUGUUGUCUUUUGUUCUGGCAAAUUACUUAGUUCUAAGUGAUGUCCACUGGAUAAGAUUUAUUUUUCUUGAAAACAGUCUGUAAAUAAUAGCAUUUACUGCUUGUUUAGUAAUUCAGAAUCAUUGCGUUGAAAGCAUUGUUUUAAUUGCAAGUGUUCUGAGAAGCAAUGCACUUUUCAGUAAUGCUGGCUUGUUCUUGCCUUUGUUCCCUUGAAACAAAGAAAUUAUAUUAUUUACAAAGUAAUUAAAAAUGAAUGGCAAUACAGCAAAGCCCAUUGAAGAGAUUUUGAAGACCUUAGCUGUAACUGUACCUUGCUGUAUUUUUUAUGCUAGAAAUCAACUUCCAUGGUUUUGUUUAAUGAAAAAAUUAAAGUAAUGUUUUAUAAGAUGAAAA
Molecule: messenger RNA, 3112 nt
Organism: Hemiscyllium ocellatum (epaulette shark)
Lineage: Eukaryota; Metazoa; Chordata; Chondrichthyes; Orectolobiformes; Hemiscylliidae
Gene: crbn
Product: cereblon
Exons: 11
Coding region: 10-1335 (441 amino acids)
Source: RefSeq, a predicted model, not a curated record